Messenger RNA from Macadamia integrifolia, 2250 nucleotides. RefSeq lists its product as uncharacterized. Lineage: Eukaryota; Viridiplantae; Streptophyta; Magnoliopsida; Proteales; Proteaceae. Gene Ontology annotation, molecular function: RNA-DNA hybrid ribonuclease activity; nucleic acid binding. Gene Ontology annotation, biological process: DNA integration. The transcript has 3 exons. The coding region runs from base 1 to 2250 and encodes 749 amino acids. The record is from RefSeq and is a predicted model, not a curated record.
AUGGAAGUUUACGUUGAUGAUAUGCUGGUCAAGAGCAACAAAGGCACUGAUCAUGUGCUAGACCUGAAGGAGGCUUUUGGUGUCCUGCGAAAGAACCAAAUGAGACUAAAUCCCACCAAGUGUGCAUUUGGAGUAACCUCUGGGAAAUUCUUGGGCUUUCUAGUGUCGCAAAGGGGGAUAGAAGCAAACCCCUCAAAAAUUGAGGCCAUUCACGAGAUGCGUGCACCAAGAAACAUUCGCGAAGUGCAGAAACUGACCGGCUGCCUGGCUGCUCUUAGCAGGUUCUUGUCCCGAGCUGGCGAUAGGUGCCUUCCAUUUUUCAAGCUGCUAAAAGGAGGAAAAGGCCAACAGCAAUUUCGCUGGACAGAAGAAUGCGAAGCAGCUUUCGAGGAGAUCAAGCUUUAUCUCGCUACCUCAGCCGUGGCCGUCAGUGCAGUCGUUGUCAGAGAAGAGGCAAAGACCCAAAGGCCCAUCUACUAUGUGAGUCAUGUGCUCCUGGAAGCAGAGACAAGGUACCGGAAGAUUGAGAAGCUUGCACUGGCACUGGUCGUGACAGCCAGAAAGCUGAGGCCUUACUUCCAAGCACACGCCAUUACUGUACUAACUGAUCAACCCCUGAGAAAGUCACUUCACAGCCCCAGCGUAGCGGGAUGUAUGGUAAGUUGGGCUGUCGAGUUGAGUGAGCACAAUAUUGAAUUCCAACCAAGAAGCGCGAUCAAGGGCCAGGCGCUGGCUGACUUUUUGGUAGAAUGUACCCAAGCCGAAGAACCGGGAGAUCCUGAGGCCGAGCCGAACAGAAAAUGGGCGCUCUUUGUUGAUGGAUCCAGCACCACAGCACGGAGCGGCGCUGGGCUCGUGCUGAAAAGCCCUGAAGAGUUCACGAUACAUUAUGCCCUUAGGUUUGCAUUUCCCGCAACAAACAAUGAAGCAGAGUAUGAAGCACUGAUUGCAGGAAUCAAACUGGCAAAGGCGGUGAUGACAGACGACCUGGUCGCUCAUAGUGACUCCCAAUUAAUCGUGAACCAAGUCAAUGGCCAAUACGAGGCCAAAGAAGAAAGAAUGGCCAUGUAUUUGAAGGAAGUACGUCGUCUGGUGAGCAGCUUUGGCACGUUCGCGAUGGUACAGAUCCCGCGGCAAGAAAAUGCUUUGGCAGAUGCCCUCUCCAAACUAGCUACAGCAGACUUCGCUGACUGCGCAAGCUCUGUAUAUUUUGAAGUGCUAGACCAACCAAGCUAUGAACAAGAAUUGAUGUGCAGCAUUACUCAAAGGGCCGAGCCGAGUUGGAUGGAUCCCAUCGUGGUCUAUUUACGUGACUGGCAUCUCCCAGGAGAUCAAGCAGAAGCAAGGGCAAUCAAAAGGAGAGCAGCCAAAUACACCCUUCAGGGUGGAGUACUUUACAAAAGGGUGAUAUCCUGGCCCCUGCUGAAGUGCCUGCCCCCGAACCGAGCUGAGGAGACACUUCGUGAAGUCCACGAGGGGAUUUGUGGGGGACACAUCGGGGCACGUCCCCUGGCCAGAAUCACAGAGCAGGCAGUAGAGAAGUUCGUUAGGGACGACAUUAUAUUCCGCUAUGGUGUUCCAAAGGUGCUGGUCACGGAUAAUGGUCGACAAUUCGACAAUCGAAAAUUCAUGCACUUCUGCAGCAACUUCAAUAUUGAUUUUCGAAACACCGCUGUAGCACACCCGCAGUCGAAUGGUCAGGUAGAAAAGGCCAACCACACACUUCUAGAUGGAAUAAAGAAGAGGCUGGACUGGGAGAAGAAGAACUGGGCAGAUCAGCUACUCAGUGUACUCUGGGCUUAUCGCACUUCAGCUCGGACACCCACAGGAGAGACACCAUUCCGACUAACAUACGGAACUGAAGUGUUAACCCCUGUGGAGGUAACCCAAGCCUCGUUCCGAUCAGCAGUGUUUGAAGCCUCACAGAACGAAGCUGGGCUCCAAGCAAACGCUGACUUCAUAGACGAAGUUCGGGAAGAAGCACUUAUUCGAAAUGAAACCUACAAGCAGAAAGUCCGGCAAUACCACAACAGGAGGGUCAAGCCACGGGGAUUCGUAGUUGGGGACUUGGUGCUGAGGAAAGCAGCAGCGGCGGACCCAAGAAGUGAAGGCAAGCUCAGCGCGAACUGGGAAGGCCCUUACAUAGUCUCCAAAGUGGUACACCCUCGCACAUACCAUUUGCAGACUCAGGGGGGCACAGCUAUACCAAGGGCAUGGAACGUUCAAAAUCUCAGAAAAUUUUUCCAGUAG